Molecule: messenger RNA, 1803 nt
Organism: Rubroshorea leprosula
Lineage: Eukaryota; Viridiplantae; Streptophyta; Magnoliopsida; Malvales; Dipterocarpaceae
Source: the annotation of a GenBank genome assembly
AAAAAGAUUUGACACAAUUUCAUGAUCUGCACUCUUAUUUCACAAACACAAUAUACAAACUCUCUUUAGGAAAAGAUAACAAAAUCUGAAACUCCUCUCCGUCAACCAUGCUCUCGUUCGCGAGCGUGGUGGCUUAGCUGGAAACGCCGGAGAUGGGGGGCAGAGGCCGGCCGAGAAAGAAAGAUCCGCCGCCUAAGGGUGGUUCUGCAACAAAAACAAAAGAUCCGGAAGCUGAUAAUGGGGAGCAAAAUAGCAUCUCAGUUGAGGAAACCAACAAAGAGCAACCAGAGGUCGUGAAGCUUGCUACACGCGAUCCUCACCAGAUGGGUCUUGAAAUUGAGAAAUCAGGGGUAUUGAGCCCAGAUCUAGGGGAGAAAGAAGGGGACGAUGAAGGGAUCUUGCUAGAUCUAGCUGCCUCGACGCAAGGCCAGAGGAAAAGCAGAUCUGAUGCUGGUUCCAGGGAUGAUAAAGCAGAUAAGGGGAAGAACGAGGCCGGCCCCGUGGAAGGGAAAGCAGUGAAGGGGAAGAAGGGAGUGCACUCGGAGACUCAGCCUUCUGUCACCCAGAUGAAGCAACCUGCUGGGGAAAAGGAUGCUGGUUCUACAUCCUCUACGAAGAUUUCUCCUAGUGCUCGGUGGAGUGACUUGAUUGAGAAGGAGAAAGGGGAAUUUCAACCAUCCCUAAAGCAGAAGCCAGUGCGUAGUUGGGCUUCGGUUGUGGAAGGGAAUAGGGAUAUCAGUAAAGGAUGGGAUUUGCAAUACAUAAAACCUCAAGAUCCAACUGGUGCUGUGGUUAUUACCGAGGAUGAGUGGGUUAAAGGGUCAAAGAUUUGGGAGAAUGCUCUUGUUGGGUACGUUCUGGGAUCUAAACCUGAGUUUAAGGAUGUGGCUAAUUUUGUGAAUAACAGGUGGAGGGAAUUCCAGGUGCCUAAGGCAUUUAUGCUGCGAAAGGGAGUUUUCUUGUUUGAUUUUGAUAAUGGAAAUGCAAAGCAGGCGGUGUUAGAGAGGCGUUGGACAUUUAAUGGGCACCCUUUGAUUUUGAAACAGUGGACUCCAGAUUUUGAUCCUGACAAUUUGGAUAUCGGUAAGAUUCCUGUCUGGAUCCAAUUUCCUGAACUCCAUUUGAGUCUGUGGAACCCUGAGAGCUUAGGAAAGCUAGCAAGCUAUGUGGGAGUUCCUAUUGCAACUGAUGCAUUAACAGCCAAAAGGCAAAGAGUGGCUUAUGCUCGUAUGCUAGUAGAGAUGGAAAUCAUGGACACUCUACCCCGUGCAGUUCCUAUUAUUGGUCCAAAGGGUGUGUUCCAACAGCCUGUGGUCUUUGAAUGGGAGCCUAUCAGAUGUGGUAAAUGUAGAAACCUGGGGCAUGAAGAGAGGAAAUGUACUGCUAAGGAAAAAAAGGUGUGGGUUCCAAAAAAACCUGUCGAGGAGCAGGUGAUAAAUCAGAUAGUUGGCAAGAAGUCUAUAGAGGGGAAUGAUGAAGUAUGUGGUGGUGAAAUGCAAACUGCUACAAAUGUGAAGCAGAGUACACUUUCAUGUUCUUCUGGAGAGCUGAUAGGGGAAAGAAAUGAGCAAAGUCCAGUGCAACUGGAAGUGGGAGCUGUGAAGUCAAUAAAUCUAUAGAGUGAGAUUAGUACUGGCACAGGAGAUAAAGAGAUGAUGCAAAAGGCAGCAGGGGGAGAAUCUUCUGUAAGUAAACCUCUCUCAUGAUAUAUCUUUCUUCAUGGAAUGUGAGGGGUUUAAAUGACCCUAUAAGACAAGUAGAUGUUAAGAAGUUUAUAUGUUCAAAUAAAGUCCAAUUUAUGGC